Conger conger (European conger) is the source of this 3666-nucleotide messenger RNA. It is a transcript of the gene nadkb, whose product is annotated as NAD kinase b. The record is from RefSeq and is a predicted model, not a curated record. Bases 49 to 1539 code for a protein of 496 amino acids. The transcript has 12 exons. Gene Ontology annotation, biological process: NADP+ biosynthetic process; NAD+ metabolic process. Lineage: Eukaryota; Metazoa; Chordata; Actinopteri; Anguilliformes; Congridae. Gene Ontology annotation, molecular function: NAD+ kinase activity.
AUCAGAGUUUUGUGUCCCUGAUACCCGUUUAGUCUUGCUGGAGAGCCGAUGAGUGAACCAGCUGGUGUUGCAAGAGCGACCGCGGGUGUCAUUUUAAAAAGUUCAGCCAGGAUGGAAGGAGUAGAAGACAUGGAGGUGCGGCCUGCCCGAACACACGAAGAGGUGGACGCCUGCCUGACAGAGGCAGAACGGCCCCCCAAGAGGAGGGAACGCCAGGGGAGGUCACCUAGGAGACGCCGGGAUGUAAAGAGGCGGCCAAAUGAUCAAGAACACCUGCUUCCACGGCAGUUGCCGGGGCAACCGGAGGACUCCGAGUCAGCGGCCUCGAUAACAGACACUGCCGAGAGCUCUCCAAAGAGAUGGGACAGGUGCAGGCGAGGACACUUUCUACAUGGACCAUACCCAGAAACUCAUUUUGGACCCAAAGCCUGCAUUCUUCCUAACCCAACCUCAGUCAUGCACAUCCAGGACCCAGCCAGCCAGCGCCUCACCUGGAACAAGCCACCGGUGAAUGUGCUGGUGAUCAGGAAGAUCCGUGAUGAGACCCUGCUCGAGCCCUUUAAAGAGCUCUGCAGGUUUCUGAUCCAGGAGAAGCAGCUGGUGGUCUAUGUGGAGAAGAAGGCAGUGGAGGAAGCAGCCCUCUUGAAGGACGAGGGUUUCACUUCCAUCCGGAACCAGCUGUGCACGUUCAAAGAAGGUUAUGACGACAUCUCGGACUGUGUGGACCUCAUUAUCUGUCUCGGGGGAGACGGCACCCUGCUGUACGCCUCCUCGCUGUUCCAGGCCAGUGUCCCUCCAGUCAUGGCAUUCCACCUUGGCUCCCUGGGCUUCCUGACGCCAUUCAAGUUUGAGUCUUACAAGACAGAGGUGGCCAAAGUUUUUGAAGGAAAUGCAGCUAUAACCUUACGUAGCCGUUUGAAAGUGAAAGUGGUGAAAGACAUGUUCCAGAGGACCGGGAUGCCGCACUACGGAGAGGAGAAUGGCGUCAGUCAGAGCCGCACAGACAACGAGGCGGGAAAGGUCACGCUGCAGCUACAGGUGCUGAAUGAGGUGGUGGUGGACAGAGGCCCCUCUUCCUACCUGUCCAAUGUUGACCUUUACCUGGAUGGCAGACUGAUCACCUCCGUGCAGGGAGAUGGUGUCAUAGUUUCCACUCCCACGGGCAGCACUGCUUACGCUGCAGCUGCCGGAGCCUCCAUGAUCCACCCCAAUGUUCCAGCCAUCAUGGUGACCCCCAUCUGCCCACACUCUCUGUCCUUCCGCCCCAUCGUGGUGCCUGCUGGUGUGGAGCUUAUGAUAACGCUGUCCCCUGAUGCACGGAACACGGCGUGGGUGUCUUUUGACGGGAGGAAGAGACAGGAGAUCCAGCAUGGAGACAGUAUUAAAAUCACCACGUCCUGCUACCCGGUGCCUUCCAUCUGUUGCCACGACCUGGUGUACGACUGGUUUGAGAGCCUGGCCGAGUGUCUCCACUGGAACGUCCGCAAGAAACAGACGCGCAUGAUGGACGCAACAGACUCCUCAGAUGCCGAGAGCUGAACCCUGCCUCCUCCCAGAUCUAUCAGGACGAGUGCUAGAGUGAUAUGAUUCUUUUCAGAUGAGACGGGGGUGGUGAUGUCGCAUGUUACCUAUGAAGUAGCAGCACUCUUUUGUUGAGAAUCACUUAGGGGAGUAAUUUUUUUCUCAAUUUGUAUUGCCCAAUCAAUCAUAAAUGCCCAUCUUGGCUACAGCCAAUGAGGACAGAGUACCAUCUGAAGCGUGUGCUGCCAGCUGCUGCUGCUUCUCAUUGUGGAGUUGACCAGCUGACUUACGGAGCAAGUCAUCGUGCUGGAGGACUGCAAUUUGUGCUCAGUUGGCGAUAUGCUAGAAGUGCUUGAUCAAACAGAGAAGCCAUUAUUGAACCUUGAGGUGGGGGGAACCCUGCUGACUUUAUCGCUCCCUCCCUGAGUAAGGCUGAAGCCUGCUGUGUGCUGCUGUGGUAUGGUCAGUAUUUGACCAUAUGGCCUGGCACUCCACUGAGAACCAGUGAUAAUAUGUUAAUAUCACCCCUGAGACCAGUCUUUUGACAACAUGAAGUCAUUAAGGUGUUUUUAAAGCCUCACUCCUCCUGCACCACCUCACUUGCCGCAUCUCUGCCAUACACAAUAAAGUCAUUCCGAGAAUAUGGACACACACCAAGCUUUCUUUAAAAACCCUGCACGAUCAAGACUUGCCUGCAUGUCCAAAUUUGUAGAAAGGAAGACAUUUAUCUUUUAGAAAGUAACGUGUGUAAUUUCUAAACUUGUGAGGUCUGUUUGCUUGUGAUUGGCAGGCCAUCAGACAGAUGUACUACUGAUUGAUUAAAAUGUUCUUGUUGCAUAGGUAAACAACAUGGCCUCCAAAACACCAAUACCAACUUGUUUUGUAGAGGACAGUACAAGAACUUUAAGGAUAAAAAAUAAAUAAAAAAAUGAAAUCUACUGAUUACAAUAAGUUUAAUUUAAUCAUAUCUAUUUUAUUUGGCUGUACAUGUAUAAUAUAAUAACUUGAUAAUAUAUGUUAACUUUUUUCUUAGGAGGUUGAUUGCAUAGGGCCUUAAACCAAUGAGUUAAGGACCAUGGUUAGACAAAUUGGUGACAUUCACUUGCCCUUGGCACAACACAGUUUUUUCCCCACCUGAAAGUUAGCUACCAAUUAAUAUCAAAGAAACCAGGUGAGGUAAGUUAACUGUGAUCAACAGUUUUUAUUGAUGAGCUGUGCCAAGUCCAAAGAAGAGCAUAUACACCUUUUCUUCAAGGGGAAGACUGAAUACCACUGGGUUAGCAUCCUUCUGGUAGACACUUAUACAUACAACCUCUGAAGAGAAAGCACUUUAAGAAACACUCACGCCAUUUUAACACAGGGAACAGAAACUAGUUUUAGAAUUGGAAUACGUAGAAAAACUUAUUUAGUUGCUGCAUGGUUUCUGCACAAAUGCACAGUAAGACCGUGUUUAGUCACAUGAAAGGAUGUGAUGUGACAUUUUCACUAAAAUUAUGGACAUAUACGUUUGUGUCCUCAGUGUAUGAAGAUGUCGGACAGAUUUGUUUAGAUGUGUAUACAUAAGAGAAUAAUGGAUCAUAAAUGUUCUGAAGUAGUUUAUUAUAUUAGUAAAGAGUUUAUUACCUUGUUUGUGCUUCUAUUGUUUGCUCAUUUGAAUAUGUGCAUCUGCUUAAAAUAAAAUGGCCCAUAUGCUUAUAUCAAUGCAUAUGGAUGGGAAUGCUUUGUAUGUAGGGGCUUAUAUCUGGAGCUUUGAAGGUAAUUUUGGUCAUAUCUUUAGAAAAGUAUAUUUUUAUGGUUCUUCUCUGCACUUGGUUUCAAAAAACCCGGCCAAAACGAUCAUUGUCCUAUGUCAGCAAUUUAUUAUUUAAUGAUUAGUAAUUCAUUAGAUUUGGAUUCCAUUUUGUGUGGCUCCAGUUUGAAAUGCCUGUCUGUGGGGGGUGAUUUUAGGUCCAAAAGAUGGGAGAAAUGCUAAUAUUCAAAAUGUUUUUUUAUUUUUUUAUUCAGAUGGAUGCAAAAUUAUGUUUAUUCUACAACCACGGUGAAAUAAAUGACUGAAAUUGUGUUUGAAAAAAUGUAUGAAAGAAGGUCUGUAAAGUCUAUUUUAAUGGAAAAACAGUAAAAUAAAUAAAAAUAGAAUACAUUAUA